This is a messenger RNA of Achroia grisella, 3739 nucleotides long. It is a transcript of the gene ssh, whose product is annotated as protein phosphatase Slingshot. The coding region runs from base 316 to 3366 and encodes 1016 amino acids. Gene Ontology annotation, molecular function: actin binding; protein tyrosine/serine/threonine phosphatase activity. The transcript is spliced from 8 exons. Gene Ontology annotation, biological process: negative regulation of actin filament polymerization; actin cytoskeleton organization; protein dephosphorylation. The record is from RefSeq and is a predicted model, not a curated record. Lineage: Eukaryota; Metazoa; Arthropoda; Insecta; Lepidoptera; Pyralidae. Gene Ontology annotation, cellular component: cytoplasm.
UCAAAUCCAUUUUAGUAAAACUUUAUUAUACUAUCUCUAUGUCUUUGAAUAGAAAAUCCUUUAUCGAUAUAGGUUUUAUUCCUGAGUUGUGUUCCUUGUAUUUUAGAUUUUGUGGUUCAGUGAACUUAGUCAUCUGUUUAUGAUCAUACUGGAAACAUGCUAGUAUUACUACAAUGUCCUUGUUGUAAAUAAUUAGUGAUAUUUGAAGCAUCAACAUUCCGUGAUUUCUGCUACAGACUAUGAUAACUCGUUAGUUCCCUUAUUUAUUACGAUUAAUGAAUACUUUCGUAAUGAUUGGUUAAUGUUAAAUGUGGUAUGGCACUUGUUACAAUUCGACGUUCCCCGAGCGUGCAAACACCAAGGAAAUCGGAUGAGACAGAAAAAUCAACAGAAAAUCUUGAAGAGGAUGUUGGUAACCGUGUCAGCAAGAGCCUCAAUGAGUGUUAUUUUGCGAACAAGGGAGCGGCGUUGGUACUGGGCGGGUCGGAGUGUGGCUGCGCAGACCAGCGCCGGGCGUCGGCGCGAGCUCAUCCCCAACCUGAUAUACAACAUCAUCUGCAGUCCAUGUUCUACCUGCUGCGCCCCGAGGAAACGCUCAAAAUGGCGGUGAAAUUGGAGAGCGCUCAUGCAGGGCGCACCAGGUAUUUGGUUGUGGUGUGCCGUAGCGAGGAGGCGGCACUCCUCGGUAUUGACUGCAACGAGCGCACCACUGUCGGCCUAGUGCUGAGGGUCCUUGCGGAUACGUCCAUCAAACUCGAUGGUGACGGAGGGUUUAGUGUGCGCGUGUGCAACGAACAACACAUAUUCAAGCCAGUGUCAGUACAGGCCAUGUGGUCUGCUCUACAGACCCUGCACCGUGCCAGUAGCCGCGCCCGUGCGUUGAAUCACUUCGCGGGCGGAGCGUCGCAUGCAUGGUGCGCACACUACGAGGAGCACAUCGACUCGGACCGCUCCUGCCUCAACGAGUGGCAUGCGAUGGACUGCAUUGAGUCCCGGCGGCCACCGUCACCGGAUUCGGUCAGGCUGAAGCCUCGAAAAAGAGACGAAACAGAGCGCGUUAUCCGAUGUACAUUGAAAGAAAUAAUGAUGAGCGUUGAUAUAGAUGAAGUAACAAGCAAAGUGAUCCGCGGACGGCUAGAGGACGAAUUAGAUAUGGACCUUGCCGAAUACAAGUCGUUUAUAGACCAAGAGAUGCUCACUAUAUUAGGACAGAUGGAUGCACCCACUGAGGUGUUCGAUCACGUCUACCUUGGUUCUGAGUGGAACGCCAGCAAUCUUGAAGAAUUACAACGAAACGGUGUAAGGCACAUAUUAAAUGUGACAAGAGAGAUUGACAAUUUUUUCCCAGGUAUGUUCCAUUACCUAAAUAUAAGAGUGUAUGACGACGAUAGAACUGACCUUCUUAAACAUUGGGACAACACAUACAAGUAUAUAAACAAAGCCCGGAAUGAAGGUUCGAAAGUACUCGUCCAUUGUAAAAUGGGCAUCAGCAGAUCCGCUUCCGUUGUAAUCGCUUAUGCAAUGAAGGCAUUCAACUGGAACUUUGAGAAGGCUCUAAAGCAUGUGAAAGCGAAAAGAAAUUGUAUAAAACCGAACACAAACUUCUUAAGUCAACUAGAGACUUACCAAGGAAUACUUGAUGCCAUGAAGAACAAAGAAAAAUUGCAAAGAUCGAAAUCGGAAACCAAUUUGAAAUCGCCAAAAAAUACUUCGAAAGUAGAGAGUAAAAUAUUGGAUCCGACACCUCUAGUCCUGGCAUUGACUGGUUCUUAUAUUGGUAGGCCGCAUUCAUGGUCUCCGGAUAGCAAACUGGCUUCCGAGCUGUUGCCGCCUACCUCUGUCUCUCUAGAAAACCUAGUCUAUGAAACUCGACAUAUAUUAAUGCCCUAUGCAAAUGGAACUUACAGUGUAUCACCUAAUCAGAUUAUAAGGCUGAAAGAGGAAGGAGCCCCAUCAGUGAAACAUAUUGUAAAUGAAAUAGAGAACGCAGCGUCCAGUGAACGUCGAGAUUUCAAUAAAAGACAUCCGAGAUCGAACACUGGAAAUCAAACUGAUUCAUCUAGUGUAAGAUCAUCUGAUGGUUCGGUAGCCCCCGUAUUGCAAAUGUCUGACGCACCUAGUAAACAGCAACCUCAGGCAUCAUCACCGUCAAAAAAUUUAAGUCACAAAUAUUCCCAUUCAAAUUUAGAAGACGACAAAAUACAUACUUGGGAUCCCGGGGAAGCUUCGUGGUCCAGGGUAGAGGACAAUCGGAAUACAAGUGACAGUGAUAAUAUAGUAAAAAGUGAUAGUGGUAUAAUCGACGUAAAGACAAAAACGAGUGACGCUUUUUUAAAUUUAGUAGACCGUAAUAUAGAGAGCGAGGAGAAGAGAGCGGUCGACGAGGACGCGCCGCCGCCCAGCAGACAGAGUUCGUGGAGUUCGUUCGACAGCGCCGUGGUGCCCGACCUGUCGCGGCAUUCGUCCUGGGGCUCGUACGAGACGCGCGGCAGGGCGCCGGUCGCCCGCGACGACGCACCCAAGCGCGGCAAGGAGGCCGCCCGCCGCGACGACGAGCGGCCCGCGGUAGAUCUCGGCAGUAUCAGCGAGCACGCGGAGCCGCGCCGCGCGCCCCGCGAGCCCCGCGACAUAGCCGACAACGUGCGCAAAUUCAACGAAACGUGUGCCAUACUGGGUGAGCUGGCAGAGGUGGCGGCGCGAAUGGAGAGCGCGCGCGACCGCGGCGCGUCCACGUGGAGCGGGCGGCUGUCGGCCUCCGCGCCCGCCGCCAACGCCGCGCGCGCCGGCCUGCGCCGCCGCCGCACCGCCUGCGCCUCGCACGGCGACUUGCCGCGCGCCGCGCUCGCACCGCCGGCCGCGCGCGCCCCCGCCGCGGCCGGGCUCGUCAGCAACCUCAAAAAGGAAUUCGAGGCACGUUCCGAGGCGGACGCGGUACGCCGCUCGCGGUCGCGGGGCCGCGCCGGGCCCGCCGCGCCCGCCGCGCCCGCACCCGCACCCGCACCCGCGUCGCCGCCGGCCGGCGAGGACGUGUCGGUGCGCGUGCUGGUCGACCGGUACGACCGGCCGGGCCGCGCGCGCUGCGAGUCCGUCUCCAAGAAGUGCCGGCUGGCGGAGGGCCGCGGGCCGCCGCUGCGCAACUCGUUCUGCGGCGCGCUGCGCACCGGCUGCGGCCCGGAGCGGCCGCCGCUGGCGCCCACCGUCGUCUCGAUCGCGCCCAUCGACUACUCCAACAUGGUGGUUUCGUCUGUGAUGUCCAAAGCUCAAAAUAAAAAACAAUUGCAACACGGAAAGACCCAUCCGUUGACGAGGCUCAACUUGAAUCGGUCGAAUAAUAGAUGUUCAAAUCCUGUAUAUAAUACUAUGUAGAAGUAUUUAUGGUUUUUAUUUAUUAUAAAUUCUUGCCAAACUCGAUGUUCUAUCUUUCUAGAGUUUUAUAUGCUAUUUACAAAAUGAAAUCACAGUGUAUUUGUCUAUCACGUAAAUUGUGUUAAGCGGCUGUUUGUGAGUAGAGACAUGUUAACAGGAAAGAAUAAAUACAAUACAACUGAUGUACAACUUUUACAUGUGCAAGUUUUUUUUCAUGACACCUUACCCUCCUGUAUUGUCUUAUCAAAUGAUAAUAUAGGAGGUGACGUUGUGCCAUGUUGAUCCCAUAUUACCUUGUUAGUAUCCAUCUAGUUUUAUUGAACAUGCGGAACUAAAUACAUACAUGUUUACGAUGAUGGGAUUUGUCAUGAAA